Molecule: messenger RNA, 3472 nt
Organism: Hordeum vulgare subsp. vulgare (domesticated barley)
Lineage: Eukaryota; Viridiplantae; Streptophyta; Magnoliopsida; Poales; Poaceae
Product: disease resistance protein RGA4-like
Exons: 3
Coding region: 229-3135 (968 amino acids)
Biological process (GO): defense response to other organism
Molecular function (GO): ADP binding
Source: RefSeq, a predicted model, not a curated record
UAAUAGUAUAUAUAUAUAUAUUGUUUCUUCAACGGUUAUUUUCGGACGGAAAAUAGUAGGAGUAUUUUGAAAUGGAAAAGAGAUGUACUAUAGAGAAAGGCUACGGAUUGGUGUCCUCUCGCCGGCGCCGGUAUCCUCUUUUCAGGUCAACCACGGCCGAUACAACGGGCAGACUGGUGAAGCCGGUCGAUCGCCGGCCGAGCGCGUAGGCAGGAGCUGGACGCGGAGAUGGAGGCCGCUCUUCUGAGCGGCACCAUGAAAGUUAUGCUGCCGAAGCUCUUCUCGCUGGUUGAGAAGAGCUGGAAUCUGCACAAGGGCAUCAAGAGGGACAUCAAGUUCCUCGAGAAGGAGCUCGGCAUGAUUCUCCGUUCCAUCGACGCUGAGCUCAGCGCGGGCGCGGCGAACGAGGAUCGUGGAGCCGUACUGCUCCUGUCGAUGGAAGAAUUGCGCGAACUGGCGCACGGGAUAGAGGACUGCAUCGACCGCCUCGUGUAUCGCGCGAGCUGGAAGCAGCAGUCCUCCUUGCUCCGCCGGCGGCUACAGUCCCCCAAGGCGCUCCUCACCGGGCUGCAGUUCGCCGAGAAGCUGCAGAGGAUGAAGCAGCUGGUGGCGGAAGCGCACGAGCGGAGGCAGAGGUACCCUGUCCCCAGGCCCAGCCAGGCCGCCUCUGCUGCCCAGGCGGACGGGUCACCCUCCUCUGCUUCUUUCGAUCCGCGCCUCACGGAUGCGGAUCUGGUCGGAGUCGACGAGACCCGGGCCAAGCUCCUGGAGCAGCUGGCGGCGGCGGCCGAGGGGCAGCCGAUGCAGCUGAAGGUGGUCUCCAUCGUAGGGUGUUGGGGUUCGGGGAAGACCGCUCUUGCCGCGGAUGUGUACAGGAUCCAGGCCGGCAGCGAGAGAUUCGACAAGCACGCGUGGGUUUGUGCCGCCCUCAGGAGCCCGGGGGAGGUGCUAAUGGACCUUCUCAGAGGAUUUAGCUCCGACGACCACUCUUGUCUGGGAAAUGUGCUGAAUACCUCCAAUGUCGGGCAGCUCUGCGUACAAGUCAGAGAAAAGUUGGUGAAGAAGAGAUAUUUCAUUGUUAUCGAUGACCUUCAAACACAAAAUCAGUGGAAGAUCAUCAAAUCAGCGUUCCCAGAUGACAAUGAUGGUAGCAGCAGAGUUGUGGUGACGACGACUAUUCAGUCAGUUGCUAAUGCAUGCAGCUCUGAUAACGGUUAUGUGCACAAAAUGAGUAGACUUGAUGAGAAAUGCUCAAAGGAAUUAUUCUCCAAGAAAGCUUGCCCAGAGAAAUAUUCACAAUACAAACAGCCUGAUCCGACAGCAAUCCUGAAGAAAUGUGACGGCCAGCCCCUUGCUCUUGUCACAAUAGGCGAAUUCUUGCAAUCAAAUGGUUGGCCGAGAGGACCUGCCUGUGAAGAUGUAUGCAACAAUAUCGGCUAUCAUCUCGAGACCGAAGAGACAUUUGAAAAAAUGCGUCGUGUGCUGAUGCGUAACUACGCCAAUCUGCCUGGUCAUGCACUCAAAGCAUGCUUGCUAUAUUUCGGUAUAUUCCCGAGUGAUAAUCCUGUCAGGAGGAAAAGUUUGUUGAGGCGAUGGUCAGCUGAGGGAAUCAUAGAAACACAAGAUUCAUGUGAUGCCUUGACUCUAGCAGCUAAAAAUUUCAACAAACUUGUGGACCAGAACUUCAUUGAACCCAUCGAUGUAAGCAAUAACAAUAACGUGAAGACUUGCCAAACCUACGGCAUGAUGCGUGAGUUCAUUUUGCAGUUGUCCAUCUCUCAGAACUUCGUGACUUUGUUUUGUGAUGACAAGAAAGAGGAAAAAUAUGUCCGUCGGCUUUCUCUCCAUCAUAAAAAUGCUAAAGAUGGUGACAGUUUCAAGAAUAUUGAUUUAUCACUUGUUCGAUCUCUAACAAUCUUCGGGAAGGCAUGUAAAACUGUACUAGACUUCAGCAAGUAUGAACUGCUGCGAGUCCUGGAUCUUGAAAAAUGUGACGACUUGAAGGAUGAUCAUAUCAAAGGCAUAUGCAACCUGCUUCUGCUGAAGUAUCUGAGCCUUGGGGGCAGUGUUACUGAACUUCCAGAGGAUAUUGUAAAACUGGAGCAUUUGGAGGCACUUGAUGUGAGGAGAACGAAGGUAAAUAUACUGCCGGUGGAGGUUUUCUUGUUGCCCUGUUUAGUGCACAUAUUGGGAGAGUUUAGGCUUUCAGGCAAAGUCUACAAAAAGAGUGUUUUCCUCAAAAAGAAGACAGGAAAUGAAGUACAGAAGUUUCUCUCAGAAGGAAAAAGUAACAUCGAAACUCUAGCAGGAUUUGUCACCGAUGGGAGUGAUGGGUUUCUUCAUCUUAUGGGUCAUAUGAAUAGAUUGAGAAAGGUGAAGAUUUGGUGUAAGCCAUCUGCAAGUAGCACUGACUGGACUGAUCUUACGAGGGCCAUUCAACAGUUCAUUCAGGACAAGAAGGAUGAAAAUAAGGACACUACACGUUCUUUAUCCCUUAAUUUUGAUGAAUGCUCUAAAAAUUUCCUAGAUUUGGUAAGAGGACCCUGCUACCUCAGUUCUCUGAAACUACAUGGCAGCUUAACUGCUUUGCCGAAGUUUUUUGUAUCACUUCGGGGUCUCAGGGAGCUGUGUCUUUCUACUACUACUAAACUUACAACCAGUGUUCUUGAAGCUCUGAGUAAUUUGAGCUACCUGCAGUAUUUGAAACUGAUUGCCCGUGAUAUUGAGGACUUCGUCAUAGAAGUUCAGGCACUGCCCAGGCUUCUAUGCCUUUGUUUUGAGCUGCAAAAUCCGACAUUCCCAACAAUCAAACAAGGAGCUAUGUGUUUUCUGGUCACGCUUCAGCUUCUUUGUAAAGAUAUAAAUGGCUUUUCUGGCAUCAAUAUUGAAUGUUUCGAACACCUUGAGGAGGUCAUCCUUCAUCCUAAAGUUAGCCUAGAAACCCAGAAACUAUUUGAGAAGGCCGCCGAAGAGCACCCGAAUGGUCCAAAAAUUGUGUUGCUCAAAUCUGGUGAUGAAGCAGAAGCAGAAGCAGAAAGUUCAAAUGAUCGACUGAACCCAGCAUUCAGUAAUAUGGGGAUUUCAGAGAUUUCUCCUGCUUUAAAUGAGUUGCCGAGCGGCAUUGUAGUGCCUUAAUCCAGCAUCCGGCGUAUGGUAUUGCUGGAACGUGAUCUGCACAGUGUAAGCUAUGUUCCGUACACAUUGGUGCCUGUCGUAAAGUUCACCAAUCACCACGGUGCACCGUCCGCAGUUUCAGAAUUCCUCCAGCCGAGCAUAACUAUGGUCAAUUUUUUCUUUUUUGGUUGGGGACUGACUUUUGCACAUGGAACGGUACAUACAGUUGUUGUAUAAUCUUCCCGUACAUGAAUAACAGGGUAUAUGAACAUGUCGUGUCCUCCAACGCAUGCCUGUAAUUUUGCGUGAACUUCAAUUUGCCACUCCGAGCAGCGUGCAAGAGCAUGCCAUUUCUGAA